CAAGUGCAUCCCCCGAAGCUCGAGCUACGCUGUCCCACGAGCAGACGCUCUCAGCACCUAUUUCAGCACAGGACAGAAUCCUGCACCGUCUCAUGGCAACAUGACGACUGAGUUCCAUAACCUUCAGGAGUUGAGGCAGAGUCCGUCUCUAGCCACCAAGGUGUUCAUCCAGAGAGACUACAGCGAAGGAACCAUCUGCCGCUUCCAGACCAAAUUCCCCUCCGAGCUGGGCAGCAGGAUCGAGCGGAUGCUGUUCGAGGACACAGUAAAGACGUUGAACACCUACUAUGCGGAGGCAGAGAAGGUCGGAGGCCAGUCCUACAUGGAGGGAUGUCUGGCGUGCGCUACAGCCUACUUCAUCUUCCUCUGUAUGGAGACACGCUAUGAAAAGGUAUUGAAGAAGAUCUCAGGGUAUAUCCAGGAACAGAAUGAGAAGAUCUACGCUCCCAGAGGUCUGCUACUGACUGAUCCUGUAGAGAGAGGCAUGAGAGUCAUCGAGGUGAGUGUGUUUGAAGACCGCGGUUCGAGCGGCUCUAGCCCCAGCAGCAAUGUAUCUUCUGGAAUCAGCCAGCGGUGACUGGAGGAACAGCACCAGGGAUAUGGGUACCAACAACACGACCACCACCACCACAGAGGCAGCGGAUCCCUCAUCAACAUCCGCAUGCUGAAACAUGAGAGCACACGCUUCUGAAUAUAGAUGUAUAUGUAAUCAAUAUACUAUCUCUAGUUAUGAGUAUAGAUGUGUAUGUAAUCAACAUACCAUCUAUUGUUCUGAGUAUAGAUGUAUAUGUGAUACAGGAAAUAGAUAUUGAAUGUAUAUACUAUCUAUAGAGUCAGGAAGGAGAGAGAGAAAGGCCAGGGUGUGUAGGCUACUCUCAACAGGAAACUGAAGUACCAUGAGGCCAGGAGCUGACACAUGCAAUGAUAUAAUGUUCAAGCAGGCACACACACUACUUGGUGUGUCAAACACUAUAAACACACAUCUUUGAGUAUCUGAC
Molecule: messenger RNA, 998 nt
Organism: Salvelinus sp. IW2-2015
Lineage: Eukaryota; Metazoa; Chordata; Actinopteri; Salmoniformes; Salmonidae
Product: golgin subfamily A member 7B
Exons: 5
Coding region: 101-577 (158 amino acids)
Biological process (GO): protein targeting to membrane; peptidyl-L-cysteine S-palmitoylation
Cellular component (GO): palmitoyltransferase complex
Source: RefSeq, a predicted model, not a curated record